AUGGACAUCAACAUUGGGGGAGGCCUGCACGACAUCUUGAGCGACGUCGGCUUCUGCAAUACUCUCUUCCAGUGCCUCAACUUGCUCCCUGGAAGCAGGCGCUGGCUGGCGCCUGUUUGCUCAAGUUGGGUGUUCAUGUCUCGAGGAUCCACUGGCCGCACACGUGAGCAACCACUAGGUUGGGUUGAAUACAAGAGCGUCGCUGACGCAAACAUUAUGGUUGCUCGUGCGGUGAUCAUUCUCAUGAUAUGCCAGGCAAAGAGGGUCUGGUGGUGCCUUGAACAGCCUUGCAACUCCCUACUUGAACAUCAUCCGAUGUUCCAGAAGUUCUUGAACAUGGAAGGAGUGAAUGUCCAACGUCUUUCUACAAAACUCCUAUGGUUUGGAGGCCCAACUGCCAAGCCGACCUGGAUUUAUUCAAGCAUCGAUGAACUGCAGCUUCUCGCCAACAAGUCUGCUCUGCCUCAGUCAGAGGCAGUCGAGAUGGCAGUGACUUACACUGACGGCUCUGGCAAAAAGCGGGCGAAGGGAGGGAAGGACUUGAAGUCCAGCCAGUCCUAUCCCACAAGGUUAGGAACUUCGAUGGCACGGGUGAGGACCAAGUUCGCAAAAGCUCACCGAUUGGCAGCCCGCUCUUUCUUGAGGAAGGCUUUACUUUUGAAGGGCCAAAAGUUGGUAGACUGCAGCGCAAAAACCCACGGAGAAUGGGUCAAGUCAGCCAACCUGCAGCCAAUCCUAGAUUAUCUUUCCAAGUAG
Molecule: messenger RNA, 756 nt
Organism: Durusdinium trenchii
Lineage: Eukaryota; Dinophyceae; Suessiales; Symbiodiniaceae
Source: the annotation of a GenBank genome assembly